Haemonchus placei is the source of this 693-nucleotide messenger RNA. The record is from the annotation of a GenBank genome assembly. Lineage: Eukaryota; Metazoa; Nematoda; Chromadorea; Rhabditida; Trichostrongylidae.
AUGCAUAAAUCAUUUUAUUUUCCUAAAGCGAGUCCAAUGAAUCUAAUGAGUCUAAUUGUUCAAGAACACAUUGCCUUCGUAAGCCCAGAAUUCGCCGUUUUUCUUUCCAAAACUGACGUUCUUCACUGGCUGCUGAGAUACGUUCCUGACUGUGAUCGUCGUCCUGCCGAGAAGGGUUUUGGGCCAGAAGUGCUUCCUUUUCCAAAGCUAACAAAGCACGCUUAUCCUCCCAGUACCGUCGUUCUUCAACAGCUGCUUCCAUACGAGCUCGAGCACACUCAGUUUCAGCUCGCAGAGCUUCUUUUUGAAGUUCCUCUAGUGUUUCCAGUGUUAGGUCCAGCCCCUUUGUUCUGUGGUAGUCACUGAGAGAACAAAGGGACGCCUCGAGUGAAAGGGGCGGCGGCUCUCCGUUGCUGGUCGUGUCGGCAGGGAAUGACAGGGUGGAAGGAUUCGAACAGGACGGUGCAUAGUCCAUGGGCAGCUCUCCUGACAGUGGCAACGAUAGGAGACCGACAGCAUUCUCAGCCAAACGCAACUCAAGUUCACUGUAAUCCACUCCUGAAAACCUUGGUUUCAUCUUCAAUUUGUCGGCGAUGUACUGCUGACUCGAUGACAACUUGAUUUCUCUCGAAAAUCCACCCGUACCCAGAGCAUCUUGUCUCUUAUAGCGUAGGUAUUUCUUCACUUGUCUAA